Molecule: messenger RNA, 1819 nt
Organism: Vigna umbellata (rice bean)
Lineage: Eukaryota; Viridiplantae; Streptophyta; Magnoliopsida; Fabales; Fabaceae
Source: RefSeq, a predicted model, not a curated record
AUGGAUACGUACUUGGACGUUGUUUGGAACGACGCAGGAAAACCUGGGAUCUUUGAGAGAAUCAAUGGGACAAAGUUCUCAGUAAUUGAAGCAAGUGAUACUGUGGUGGAGGUUUCCUUUUUAAAAACAUGGAAUGCUGCCAUGCAAGGCUCGAGUGUCCCCAUAAACAUAGACUUAAGGUAUAUAUUGCGAAGUGGUGAUUCUGGGUUUUAUUCAUACGCAAUAUUUACUCGUCCACAGGGAUUACCUGCAGUCACGGUUUAUCAAAUUAGAAUAGUUUACAAACUCGACGAAGACAGGUUCCACUAUAUGGCCAUAUCUGAUACAAGGCAAAGAAGGAUGCCAACUGCAGAAGACAGAAGAACGGGCAAGGUGCUGGCGUAUCCUGAAGCUGUUCUCUUAACCAAUGCAACUGACCCACAAAUUCGAGGAGAGGUUGAUGAUAAAUAUCAAUACUCGACAGAGAACAAAGAUAACUCUGUUCAUGGGUGGAUUGCAGAGGAUGAUUCAGCACCAGUGGGUUUCUGGGUGAUAACUCCCAGUAAUGAGUUCCGCAAUGCUGGGCCCGUUAAACAAGAACUCACUUCUCAUGUUGGCUCAACUUCUCUUUCCAUGUUUACCAGCACUCAUUAUGCUGGCAAGGAGGCAGUCAUUGCCUUUGAUGAAGGGGAGACUUAUAAAAAGGUUUUUGGGCCAAUUUUUCUUUACCUUAACUCUGCUCCAACGAAAACUCAGUUUAAGUCUCUGUGGUCAGAUGCUGUAACACAGUUAUCCAAUGAAGAAAAAAAAUGGCCUUAUGAUUUCAUCGGAUCAAAAGAUUUCAUUCCACCCAGUCAACGGGGAAUGGUGUCAGGAAAACUUCAAGUUAAAGAUGGGUACAUCAGGGGAGGGACGGCUCAACCAGCUAAAAGUUCUUACGUUGGUCUAGCUUUACCUGGAGAUGCAGGAUCAUGGCAAAUAGAAAGCAAGGGUUAUCAAUUCUGGACUCAAACUGACGAAGAUGGAAGCUUCUCAAUUACAAAUAUUGUACCUGGGAUUUACACCUUGUAUGCAUGGGUCCCUGGUUUCAUUGGAAAUUAUAAAUAUGAAGUCAAUGUUGAUAUCAAACCAGGAGGCAACAUCAACUUGGGUUCACUUGUAUACAAUCCUCCAAGAAAUGGUCCUACUUUGUGGGAAAUUGGGAUCCCAGAUAGGUCAGCUGCAGAGUUCCAUGUACCAGACGUUUACCCAGAGCUUGAAAACAAAUUGUACCUAAAUGAUAAAAAAGACGGGUUUAGGCAAUACGGCUUGUGGAAACGUUACACUGAUUUAUAUCCAACAAAAGAUCUCAUUUUCACAGUCGGUGUUUCUGACUAUCAUAAGGAUUGGUUUUAUGCUCAAGUUACCAGGAGCACAAACACGAGUAAAUUCAUACCAACCACUUGGCAGAUUCAAUUCCAGCUUGAGAAUAUCAUAAUGGGAGCAAACUACACACUGCAAUUGGCCUUGGCAUCUGCCACUAAUUCUAAAUUGGAGGUUAGGUUCAACAACCCGAAUUCAAACCCUCCAGACUUCUCAACAGAAAAGCUAAUUGGCAACGAUAAUGCCAUAGCAAGGCACGGCAUCCAUGGAUUGUAUGAGUUGUAUAGUGUAGGUGUAGACAGUAAUCAAUUGGUAAAAGGAAAAAACACCAUCUAUUUGACACAGUCAAAUGCCAAAACUCUAUUUGAAGGAAUUAUGUAUGAUUAUAUUCGUUUGGAAAGUCCUACAACUAACGAAUAAAUUUUGUUGUGCCUUGAACUUGUAGUUGAGCAAUCAUUAGGAUUCUCUCUUCUUGUAA